GAAUACGAGGUUCGGUUGUUGUGAUUCUAAGGAGCAGCAGAAUCAACAUGGAGGAGGCAAGGAGUUUGGUUUCCUCGUUGCUCUGUCACGCCAGUUGAUGUCAUGGCUUUGCUAUCUUGCUGUAUAACAUAUCAGGCUUUAUGGGCUCGUUAUUUAUAAUUAAUUUAGCGCUUUUUUGCAAAGCCGGUCUUUGUGGCUUUUAGGAUGACAACGACGAUAUGCCAGAUUUCUUGUUUGACUGCCGACACUGGUAUACCGGUGUUUACGAGGACGACCGGGGGCAUGAAGCAGUUACCAUUUCCAAUAGUUGGUUCUCUCAAUGGCAUUGAUAUGUUUGCCCGAAAUCAUGGCGUUGAAAUCGUUAAUACUAGAGCUGGCAAAGCUAAGAUAAUAUGGAAGAUAUUCAAAGAUUCGCUGAAGUUUAUUGCCACUUCGAGGGAUUCCGAGGCCUGCGAGUUGCAAAUGAACACCUUUUUGGACAAUGUUUUUAACGCUUUGGUGCUAAUAAUGGGCCUAUCGGAAUUAGAGGAAAUAAAAAAUGUGGACAGAUUUAAGAAAGAAGUCAGAAGAUGCUUUUGUGUCAUUGAUUGCCUUCUGCAAGGGACAAUGUCUUUUGGGAACAUAACACAGUUUGUCGAUACCAUAAUCUGCAAUGAAACGAAGCUGUUACAAGAAACCUUAGACGCAUUUGUGCUUUCAGCUUGCGAUAGUGAAUUUGGAUGCCUCCUUGUGCACCGAAAAGUUUUAGUAGCAACAGAGAAAUGGUGGCAGCUGUUGCCAAUUGAGACAAUGCUGCUAAUGUACCUCAUAAAAUCUGUGCCCACAUCAAAUGCCAGAGAUUUCCCAGUUUAUCUUCCACAUGGAAGUCCAAAUAUUCCUCACAGACUGUUGACCAUGGAGAUUAUCGAAGGAGUUGAGGUUUGCAUUAUUUGUGGUCCAGAGCCUUCCUUACAAUUUGUUUUAGAAAAUCAUUUGAACAGAUAUUGGAAACCUUAUAUAGAAAUUUUGAAAACAUGUUUGCGGUCUCAUCCAAGAAAUCUCCCAGCAACAACAUUCAUUGAUAAUCAAAUAAAUGGAUUUCUCCUUAUUAAUACUGAAGAUGGAAAAUGUCUUUCAAGCAUCUACCCACGUGGAAGCAUGAGUGGUUCGCACAUCAUGACACCAGAAAAACGCCACAAAGUACUCACUGAUUUCUAUCUAUCUGUUAUUGGUAGUUUGUUCCCAUCUGGCGAAAGUGAAAUCAUUGAAAUGGUGAACACAGAUUUUAGGUUUAAACAUGACAUUACACAAACAUAUCUUUGUGCAACGGACUAUAAAUUGUAUGCUGCACAAUUUGACUGUCACCAGAUUUUUGUUCUUUUUUCCAAGGAUAUCCCAACUUAUGCAAUGCCAACCUUUACUGAAAAAAUAUUCCGAGUGCUAACUAAAGAUAGACAAGCUUAAUUUCACAUUAUGUAAAACAAAUCUUUCUUUUUUCAUUCUUGUAGAUACUCCAUACACAAAAUUUUAAAGGAUUAUUUUGUCAUAUGUUCAUCACAAUUUGAUUUGUAGAUUUGCUUAUAUAUAUUCCUUUUUUGUUUUCUUUCAACUUUUCAUUAUGGAAAUAGCCAAAAAGCACCAUAAAUUGUUGAUAUAUUUUAUAUAAACAAACUCGUUACCUACUUAAAACUGAUCAUAUUUUGCAGCAGAAAGUUAAUGAUAUCAAUUUUUCAAAAAUUGCACCACUUGCCAUAAUAAAGCAGUAUUUUCAAAACAGCGUAAUACCUAAAUGCAUUUUAAGCUUAAUGCAAUAAUACCUAAUGUUUUAUACUAAAUUUAUAACAGUAUAAAAUUUUCCUGUUAAGUAACAUAUCAGCCCAGUAUCACAACCUUUUUUCAUACUUUUGCACCUGAUGUAUAAUGUCCUAAUUUUCGUGAUAUAUCCUCUGUUUUUUCCAUUUAAAAGUUUUCGAAUAGGGCAAUAUUAUGUAAAGCUACCCUUGUGAUCUUUUUCGUUGUUUAUUUUGUUGCUAUAGUCAAUUUCGCAUGAUGUAAGUCUGAAAUGUUAAA
Rhopilema esculentum is the source of this 2049-nucleotide messenger RNA. RefSeq names its product protein fuzzy homolog. NCBI's taxonomy places the organism in Eukaryota, Metazoa, Cnidaria, Scyphozoa, Rhizostomeae, Rhizostomatidae. The record is from RefSeq and is a predicted model, not a curated record. Gene Ontology annotation, biological process: vesicle-mediated transport; non-motile cilium assembly.